CUCGUGCGGAGAGUCUCGAAGCUUUUUAUGUCGCAGCCUUCUUUCAACAAAUUGCGAACUGUAGCAGUUGGGCGAGUGGCUCAUUUAUGAAAUACAGUGCUGUACAUACAUCUUCCUACAGGGCCUUAAUAUACCCAGCCGCUACGAUUGGAAACACGUGAAAUUUGUUCCGUUGUGUCUCUUGCAGCUUUCUUCUGUUCCCAAUGUUUCACUGAAAGAUAACGAUACUGCCAAAAAAAUAUUGGUCUCUGAGAAGAUAGAGAAUCAUCGAGUAAAAGUUGAAAAUACGACAACAAAACAUCUUUCGCUGAGAACUUAAAGCAGAGAUAUAUUUUUAUCUUCCCACGCGUUGUGUUUAUGUGAUGUGAUUGGUCGUUUCCCCACCUCUGGAGAAGGCUCGCGCAAAAUGUUAUGAUAACAAGCAACGUCUGUGCUAGUGUGGCUGAUGGUAGCGUUGAGGUGUGUUGAGGAGGUAUGCGGUGUUGAUGUGGUUUCAGUUAUGUGACAGCAAAUGAAAUGCUUUCGCUUAGUCGCUAUUUAGUAAUAAAUGCGACUACCUAUUGGACUCUGUAGGAAGGAGGAAUGAGGUGGAAGAUGUUCAAAGAUGCAAUCAUUGUACAGUGGGGAGAACAACCAGCAGGAAGACAACCAUCAGUGUGCCACUUACAUAUUUCCAGCAUCCCGUGCAAUGCCGUCGACUAUGAUGUCAGACGACCUGAGCAGUGUUACGAGAGAUACUCAGACUACUUCAGCAACCGUAUUCAAAGGACACGCUCGAAGUGCAAGCCACGGUGCUGUCGGAACAGGGGCAGUAUCAUCAGCGAGCUCCGUAGGCGUCAUUGGCCGACCGUCUGCGUUGAAGCAGAAUCGGGGCCACCAGCGAGCUUUUUCUCAGGGGCAAAUAAGCGAUGGUGGAACAGUUGGAUUUCAGAAAGGUCAUUCUCGUGUCAGUUCAAAGACUGAUUUCAUUCUUCCUCCGGGUCACAGGGACACAGAAAGCAUCCCCGGCGCUGGAAGCGUUGCGAAAACUCAUGGACAUUCUAGGCAAGCGUCUAGGUCAGAAUCUAUUUAUACACUGAGACAGAGCGGAACACCAAACCUGUGGACACAAUUCCAGUCCUAUGUUCUCAGACGUGGGGGAAAAACAGACGUUGAAGGGUCACGUUGUCGUACCGUUGUUCCCAACCAUUUGGUACCACCCCACACGCCAAAGAAAUUGCACCCGAAUGGAAAGAGUCCUGACAACAAAAUAAGGACAACUAAGUAUACUCUUCUGUCAUUUUUGCCAAAAAAUUUACUAGAACAAUUUCAUCGUGUGGCCAAUCUCUAUUUUAUCUUCAUAGUCUUAUUGAACUGGUUUCCUGCAAUAAAUGCUUUUGGCAAGGAGAUAGCAAUGAUACCUGUGUUGUUUGUUCUUGGUGUGACAGCAAUUAAGGAUUUGUUUGAAGAUAGAAGACGACAUGCUAGUGACAAGAGAAUUAAUAAUUCUACGUGCCGCGUUUACCGUAGUGAUGAAGAGCGGUACAAAAAAACAUUAUGGAAGAAAGUAAGAGUUGGAGACCUAGUACAUUUAUCAAACAAUGAGGUAAUUCCUGCAGAUAUUCUUCUUCUGCGGUCCAGUGACCCUAAUGGUAUUUGCUACAUCGAUUCUUGCAAUUUGGAUGGAGAGACCAAUCUGAAACAGAGACAAGUGGCGAGGGGUUUUGUGGAGAAGCAAGAUAUAUUUGAACCAUGUAAAUUCCGAUCAGUGGUGGAAGUUGAUGGGCCAACAACAAAGAUCUAUCGCUUUCAUGGUUCAAUUGUGCAUCCAGAUGGUGAAAGAGUACCAGUAAGCACAGAUAAUCUUCUUUUGAGGGACUGCAUGGUGAAAAACACAGAUUUUGUGGAGGGAAUCGUUGUCUAUGCAGGACAUGAAACUAAAGCAAUGUUGAAUAAUGGAGGGCCUAGGUACAAACGCUCCAACUUGGAACGCCAAAUGAAUCUGGAUAUUAUUUGGUGUGUUCUUAUUCUCAUUGUCCUAUGUGUGAUUGGUGCUGCUGGCUGCAAGUUGUGGUUGUCUUCGUAUGAUGGUAUCUCAGUGCCACCAUUUAUUCCUAGCAUGCAGAAUUCAACAACUGAAGGCAUUUUGAGUUUCUGGACUUUUGUUAUAAUCCUGCAGAUAAUGAUACCACUCUCACUUUAUGUGACGAUAGAAAUGGCAAAACUUAUACAAGUGUACCAUAUUCACAAUGAUGUCAAUUUGUAUGACCCAGAAACUAACAAAAGGAUAGAGUGUCGUGCGUUGAACAUACCAGAAGAGCUGGGCCAAGUUCAAUACAUUUUUUCAGAUAAAACAGGAACACUCACUGAGAACAAGAUGAUAUUUAGGCGUUGUACUGUUGGUGGCAUAGAUUACAAUCAUCCACCACCAGAAAACAUUCAGGUUCAUCAUGAAGAAUUGAAGUUAAACUCGGUCAGAACUGGAGAUAAUCUAGUGGCACAUGGCUACAUAUUAAGUGGGGAAGAACAGCAUGUUUGUGGUAUUCCACUAAUGAAAUUAAAAACACGGCCUGGUGUUCCUUUGCCACUGCUUGUCAACCCACGUCUCCAGGAGGAGCUGGAAGCAGGUGCUCGACCCUCAGUGCACAGUCAAAGACUGCAAGAAUUCCUUCUGCUACUUGCCGUUUGCAACACAGUUGUUGUUUCCCAGCAUCCUCACCAUGACAUUAUGAAUGCAAGUGGUGUGAUAGAACAAACGGCAGACUCCCUGCCUGGCCGUGUUGUACCUACUUCAGUUCCUACAUCUGUGCCUGUGACAGGAUGUCUUCCACGAGUUGAUACAGCACCUGCACAGUACACAUUACUGAGUGAAUCGAGGUCCGUGACACCUUCACCUCCACCUCAGCCUUGCUCCAUGGCCACUGCUUCUCCUCUUAGCUCAUCACCAGGAAGCAGGCCAAAAGUUCUUGGUGUGCCAUCUUUGCUUGUUGUACGUAGAGCAACCACUCCAACACCAUCACCCUGUGAACUGAAGCCUAUAUUUGAAGCAGAAAGUCCUGAUGAACUGGCACUCGUGGAUGCUGCGUACAGUUAUGGUUGCCGCUUGGUGAAGAGAUCUCCCCAGGUUGCAACUGUUUCUAUGCCAGGACAAGGUGCACUGGACUUCGAAAUCUUGAAGAUUCUGCCAUUUGAUUCAGCACGGAAAUGUAUGUCAGUUGUUUUGAAACAUCCUGUUAGCCAUCAGAAGAUUCUUUUUUGCAAAGGAGCAGAUUCUACAAUACUGCCAAAUUUGGCUCCUACAGAUGAUGUGGUUAUGCAGCAGCAUAUAUUUCGUACUCAGCAGCAUCUGAACUCCUACGCCAGACAAGGUCUAAGAGUGCUGGUGAUGGCAAGACGAACUUUAACUGAUGCUGAAUUCCUUGAAUGGCAAAGAAGUCAUGUGGAAGCAGAACUUGCUGUGGAGGGCCGAGAACGUAAAUUACGAGAAUCUUUCAGUCGUCUGGAAUCUAAUCUCACCUUGCUAGGAGCAACUGGCAUUGAAGACAGACUGCAAGAGGGUGUUCCUGAAACAAUUGCUGCACUUAUUAGUGCUGGGAUUGUUGUUUGGGUGCUAACAGGUGACAAACCAGAGACUGCUAUCAAUGUAGCAUAUUCAGCGCGCCUCUUUCAGCCUCAAAUGGAACUAAUUAAGUUAUCAGCUCGGUCACGAGAUCAAGCAGAAAGUGCCAUUCUGUUCUACCUCUCCAAAGUGCAACAGGAAAGCUCUAUUGGCACAUCGUCCUCAAGCACUUCCAGGGGGCUGAACCAGGUUGGUGUCUUCACAAGACCUUCUGCUGGUAAUGGUAACAUAGGUUCCUCAGCUGGCCUCAGGCACGCUAUGGUGGUUGACGGGAAGACAUUAACGUAUAUUCUGGACAGGCGUUCUAACCUGCAGAAACCUUUCCUCAAAUUGACGCAGUAUUGUACGUCAGUUCUGUGCUGCAGAACUACUCCUCUGCAGAAGGCCUACAUUGUGCGAAUUGUCAAAGAGCAACUAAAAAUGCGGACUCUUGCCAUUGGUGAUGGUGCUAAUGAUGUAUCAAUGAUCCAGACAGCUGAUGUUGGAAUUGGUAUAUCUGGCCAGGAAGGUCGGCAGGCUGUGAUGGCAUCUGACUUUGCCUUAUCAAGAUUCAAGUUCCUUGGUAGGCUGCUUCUGGUGCAUGGACACUGGUGCUAUGACCGCUUAGCUCGGAUGGUGCUAUAUUUCUUUUAUAAAAAUGCUACUUUUGUAUUUCUCAUUUUUUGGUACCAGCUUUAUUGUGGUUUCUCUGGAGCAGUGAUGAUUGACCAAAUGUACCUGAUGCUCUAUAACCUUCUCUUCACAUCACUUCCUCCUAUAGCUAUUGGUGUAUAUGAUCAAGAUGUCCCAGAGCAGAUCCUGCUGGCUCAGCCAUCGCUCUAUAACCAAGGACGCCUUGGAUUGGUCUACCAGCCUCAUUCUUUCUGGGUUACAAUGGCAGAUUCUCUGUAUCAGAGCAUAGUCAUUUUCUUCAUAUGUGAAGCAGCUUACCAUAACACAGAAGUUGGUAUCUGGGAGUUCGGCACUACUGUGACUACCUCUUGUAUGUUUGUGAUGCUGUGCCAUGUAGCUAUUGAAACCAGAUCUUGGACUGUGAUCCAUCUUGCAUCUAUCCUGUUGUCAAUCACUGCCUUCUAUGUUUUUUCACUUGUAUAUAACACAGUCUGUCUGCAAUGCUUUGGACUACCAAGUAAUUAUUGGGUCAUCCAACAGACAAUUGGUUCCAGCAUAUACUGGGCAUCAGUCUUCCUUUCAACUGUUAUGGCGCUUCUACCCAGGUUUGUUUGGCGGGUUGUGGAGACAACACUGUUUCCUAAAGAUGUCGUACGUGCUGUCUUGGAUCACAAAGUCGCUGCACGGCGAGGUGAGGGAUUCCUUGUGUCAUGGUCACGGUCUACUUCCACAUCAUCCAUCUUCAGGAAUGCAGAUUUCAGACCUAAACACGUGACACAGAACAGUUUAACAGCUGUUGGUUGAAAAGCUAGUUUCAAAAAACUUAUUUUUUACACAUUCUCAGGCUGUGAGGUUCCAUGGGACCACAAAUAUUAGCUUUCCGAGUCAUCUGUGGCUCAAGAGACACUUUGGUGCUGUGCUUAAUUUCACAGUUACAACAUUGAGUUGUAUCUUAAAAGAAAUUUAUAUAUUCUAUUUUUGUGAAUACAGUUAAGAUUGAAUGCAUUGAUUUUGAAACUUUUUUUAUUUCAAAACAAGUUCCUGAACAAUUUUUAAAUGUUUAUUUUUGUGCAGUGAUUUUAUGAGCAGAACAAUUUGAUAAGAAUGUGUGUGUUGUACAGUCAUUGUGUGCUACAUAAUUUAUUAUUACUUGCCUGUAUGAUUGCUAAAUCACUUUGUUUUAAUUUAGUGUUGCUACUGCAAGUACUAGACAUUCUCAUGAGUUCAAAACAGAAAAAAAAAUUGAAAAAGUGAAGAAGUUGUGUAAAUGUUAUCAUAAAGAUCUCGUGCAAAGGCAGUGGACAUUUUAAACAAAAAUAUUCUGCUGCUAUUUUUAUUUAUUAUGUUGAUUGUUUGUUGUCAAAACAUGAUUUUGGUUUUUCUAGUGUGCUUGUUGCUUAGGAGCCAAAUGUGUGUGUUCCUGUGUAUAGAAAAUAUUUAAAAAAAUUACUGGUGGUGUUCAUUUGUGAAAUAAUUUACUCAUCCUCAGACAUGUUAUCCUCAGGCGUGUUACAACACUGACUUGCACAACUUAAUUGAAAGACUUGCCAUGAAAUCAGAGUGAAAAUGUUACAUUUAUAAAUAUAUAUUCUAUACAUAUACAUAUAGUUUGUCUAUAUGAUACCUCAUACUGUUAAAAUUCAUUAAGUUUUUCACUAUUCUGGCCUAAAGAUCUGUGAUACUCAUGUGCAGUAAAGGCAAAUUAACGUGAA
This is a messenger RNA of Schistocerca americana (American grasshopper), 5922 nucleotides long. RefSeq names its product phospholipid-transporting ATPase VA. The transcript is spliced from 22 exons. NCBI's taxonomy places the organism in Eukaryota, Metazoa, Arthropoda, Insecta, Orthoptera, Acrididae. Gene Ontology annotation, biological process: phospholipid translocation. Gene Ontology annotation, cellular component: plasma membrane. The record is from RefSeq and is a predicted model, not a curated record. The coding region runs from base 605 to 5014 and encodes 1469 amino acids. Gene Ontology annotation, molecular function: ATP hydrolysis activity; ATP binding; magnesium ion binding.